GACAGACAGACAGACAAAAACAAGAUACAAAGUAAGGUACUGCAAAGCCAGCGCAGAGCUGCAGGUGGGGCUGCCUCAUCUCACUGCUCAGCCUUCACAAGACAGGUGAAGUCCUCCCCUGCCCCCUUCCCACUGCUCCUUCCAUCCACAAUCCUCCUGUGAUCUAGCCCUUACUCACUUCCUUUCUGUUCCCUUUCCUACAUUCCUUAGGCUGAUCCCUUCCUCCACCCUGUCCCUCUACCCCCAACACCUCCUUUUCCGUUAUCUUUUCUUAUUUCCUCACUUCUUAUUGGGGUCCUGGGAAAUGCCAGCACCCACACCCACACUGCCUGGUCUAUUCAGUACUCCCCGAUUGUAGCCCUACCUGUCUCAACACCUUCCUAUGUGUUUCCCUUGGCUUCUAGUACAUUCCACCCACGAUCACUUCAGCUUAGCCCCACUGCUCCCUUUGUCCUGCACAGAACUCUGGCCAGGGCCCAUGACACCUUCAUCUCUUCCAUAAGCACUCCCCUCUGCCAGUUUCUGUGUCACCCCAUUCUUCCCCCACUUACCCUCUGACUGCCUCUAGAAACACCUCCUUAACAAAGCCCUUGGUCCAUCCCCCCCCCCCACACACACACACAACUCCCUCUUGUGUUGAUUCAGUCCUUCCCCUAAUUUUUCCCUCUCAAACUCCACACUUUCCCAUUCACAGCCAACCUCCUCUCUUCCCUGGGGGACCACUUCCCACUAUGUCCCCCUGAGCCUCCAAGGAGGGGGCUCAGGGAGCCCCAUGGUCUCCCCCCCCCGUGUCCCCACAGACCCCGGGGGCUAUGGGAAGCUCCUGAAAGGCCCAGCGCUGAGGAUGGGCAACCACAGCUGGGAGGGCUGCCACGUGGACUCCCGCAUGGACCACCUCUUCCCACCUUCCCUCUACAUCUUCGUCAUCGACAUGGGGCUGCCCACCAAAUGCCUGGCACUGUUGGCUGCCUACUGCCCGGUGCUCCAGGGCAAUGAGCUGGGUGUAUACCUCAUGAACCUGAGCAUCAUCGACCUGCUAUACAUCUGCAUGCUGCCACUCUGGGUCGACUACUUUCUACAACAUGACAACUGGAUCCAUGGCCAUGGCUCUUGCAAGCUCUUCAGCUUCAUCUUCUACACCAACAUCUACAUAAGCACUGCCUUCCUGUGCUGCAUCUCGAUGGACUGCUACCUGGCCGUGGCCCACCCGCUGUGCUUGACGGACCCCAUCCUCUACUACCUGGUCAACAAAAGCACCCCCAGUGACGUGGCCAAGGCCCUGCAUAACCUGCUGCACUUACUGGCCAGCGACAAGCCCCAGGAGUUGGCCAAUGCCUCCCUCACCCUGGAGACCCCACUCACUUCCAAGAGGAACAAGGUGGCCAAGGUCAUGGAAGCCGUCUGGGUGGCAGCUCCAUCCUCCUAG
Pipistrellus kuhlii (Kuhl's pipistrelle) is the source of this 1426-nucleotide messenger RNA. Its product is annotated as G-protein coupled receptor 4-like. The transcript has a single exon. Bases 773 to 1426 code for a protein of 217 amino acids. Gene Ontology annotation, cellular component: membrane. Gene Ontology annotation, molecular function: G protein-coupled receptor activity. The record is from RefSeq and is a predicted model, not a curated record. Lineage: Eukaryota; Metazoa; Chordata; Mammalia; Chiroptera; Vespertilionidae. Gene Ontology annotation, biological process: G protein-coupled receptor signaling pathway.